This is a messenger RNA of Penaeus vannamei (Pacific white shrimp), 887 nucleotides long. NCBI's taxonomy places the organism in Eukaryota, Metazoa, Arthropoda, Malacostraca, Decapoda, Penaeidae. The record is from RefSeq and is a predicted model, not a curated record.
AGAUCCUGCACACCAUCAUCUGUAGUAGCACAGACUGAAGCUCUACUCUCCGAGACAGACCGACUCCUCAAAAGGUCUCGAUCCAACAAGUCCCUCAGAAGGUCUUAUAGCCGUUCAAUGUCAGCAGCAGCACUGCAUAAACUGUCAGAGGUAGCAGCAGACCUCUAGAAGAGCAUACCACAGCACACCUAGCAGGAGAGAGGUUGGAAGCUGAACAGGCAGAAAGAAUGAAGCUAGAAAAGGAAUUAGACAGGCUGCAGACGGAUGUUAGGCGCAUGACAACAGAGAAUGGUAAGCUCGAGAUGGAAAAACUAGCACUCCGCACAGAAGUCCUCUCAGCAGCGGAUCUCAAUGGAGAUGCAGAUGAUGACGAUUACGGCGAAGAGGCCUCACUCUACAAGCGAAAGUAUGAGUGGUGCCUUCGAGAGAUUGAGGUCCUGAAGAAACAAUUGAAGCAGCAACAGGAGGAUGAUUAUGAUCAGCUUGUCCUAAUGAAGAAACAGCUGGAGAAAAAGGUGGCAGAUGCAUAUGAGGAAACAGACGAACAACGACAAGUGGUGGCACAGAUGAAGCGGAAGUGCCAACGACUCCAAGCAGAAAUGAAUGACCUGAAAAUACUGCUGGAGGAACAGACUUCGCGUAAUAAUCUCCUGGAAAAGAAGCAGAGAAAGUUUGACCAAGAGAUGAUGGCAGUUCAAGAGGAGCUGCGAGGGGAAAGAUCCAACAAGGAGAAGAUCCAGAGGGAAAGAGACCAGAUCCUCUCCCAGAAGUAUUCGUUCGAGCAAGAAGUAUCGGUGAGUAUUUGCAUUCAGUCUCGAGUAUCUACGAUAGGGGAUGGUUGCAUAUUUGGUAAGGGAUUGUUGUAUAUUUAAGUAGAGGAUUGCUGU